Molecule: messenger RNA, 1275 nt
Organism: Lactuca virosa
Lineage: Eukaryota; Viridiplantae; Streptophyta; Magnoliopsida; Asterales; Asteraceae
Source: the annotation of a GenBank genome assembly
AUGUUUAAAGGUUCAAAAAAAUAUACCAAAAACACAGCAAGGAGAACCGUGGUGGAAAUAGUUAAUAAAUUAAGAAAAAUUGAAGAUGAAAAGACUAUUGAUGAAAAUGUUGAAAAAGAAAAAAGUUUAGAAGGUGAUGAGAUUCAAAAAAAGCAAACAAAAAAAUUGAUGAAGCAAGAUGAAUCUGUUUUGAAGACACUUCAAAAGAAAACAACACAAGAAAUCAGACAGAGUCAAAGAUUACAAAAAACAAAAACAAAAAAGUCGAUGAAGCAAGACAAAUCUGUUUUCAAGACAUCUGAAAAGAAAACAACUCAAGAAAUCAGACAGAGUCCAAGAAUUAAAAUGAUUGAAUACAAAAAAUCUGUGACUCCUAUUAAAGUUGAUGAUAGUCUUGUAAAGAAAGAAUCUGAUGAAAAAAAUAAGCCUGGUACAUGUAAGACAACAGUAUUGCCACAUUUGUUAGGCAAAACACCUAUGAGAGAAAGUGACUGGUGUGGUUUUAUAACCAAUUGCUUGAAAAUGUCAAAGAUGACGUGGGAUGAAACCGAUAGAGGAAACUACUAUUGUGGGCCACUUCUUGUAUUAUUGGAUUACGAAAUGAUGGUGAAAAGGGAAAAAGCUGAGUUAAAGAGUGGUGACUUUGGAACUUUGGAAUGGAAUGAUGUUGUUAUAGAGAAUGAUGAAGAAUCCGACACCGACGAAAAUGAAGAUAUGAAACUCGAUGAAUUGGUAUUCAAAGCGAAAAAGAAUUACAAAAAACUAGUGAAUGAUAAAAUGAAGUUUGGAAAGUUAAUUGGGUUUUCAACAACAAAAUUCAUAGAAAGCGAUGAGUUGAAAGAUAUGAAGAAAAUCUUUGAACAAGAAUUCAUAUAUAAAACUCAAAAUGAAGAUGAUGCAAAAAGUGACAGGAAUGAAGAUGAAGAAAAAAGCGAUGAGAAUUUGAAUGAACAUGAAAUAAAGAAUCAGCCAAUCAUGGUAACACCAGGAAAUUUGUACAAUGAUCCAAUAGUUCAUGAGAUUGCUGAUUCUAUUCAAUGUAUUUUAAAUUUUGAUGAUUAUGAUGAUUUUGAAAAUGAAGGAGAUGAAAGCAGUGAAGAUGAACACAUGAAGAAAGAAAUAAAAGAUGAAAAACUUGAUGAAGGAGAAAGUUAUGAUUCAGAAGAAACAGAGUGUGACAAUAAUAUCUUGGGAAUUGAAGAUGAUGAAGACAAAAAAAAGAGAAGUAGGAAAAAGAUUAAAAAAACCAUCACUGAAGCUAUCUUCUCCUUAUAA